AUGUUUUCCUCUCUGCUGCGACCCAAGCAGAGCAAUCGCAGUCGUCGCAUUGACCGACUUCACGAUAGGCAUUCGCCUUCCCCCGGACCAGCUUAUCGCCACUAUGGCGAAUCACGACACGCGGUAGCAGACUUCACUGAGGCCGAGGAUGAAGAAGAGGAGGAGGAAGAAGAGGAGGAAGACGAUGGCUUAGCACAGUCUGGGGACGAUCCCGACGCCGUGGAUGACGAGGACCCUCCCCAUCGUACCAUGCCUGUCCUUCCUCUCUUCUCGGAGUCAUAUCUCGACUCCCUGCCUAUCUACAGCAUCACCCACGCGAUUCGCAUCAUCAUUCAGACCCGAACCGAAACGACGUUGACAUGGGAUCAGAUACGCUCGCCGCAGGUCUCUCAGUUCCUGGUCAAGCCUAUGCAGCAACAAAUCAGAACUCAGCAGUUCAACCGCGCGACUCUCUACUGCCUCAUGGCAAAUUGCUUACAGUUCAACAAGGAAGGCCAGUUAUACCCGGGCAAUGCUGGAACAAGUUACACUAGGGCAUUGGUAUGUGAGCUGUUGGCACUCAAGCUCCUCAAGGAGUACAACACUCGCGAACUUAUCGACGCCCUCUCAUAUGACUUCUAUCCUCUCCAAGGACUUCCCGGGGCUCAGCCCGCGAAUGCACCGAAGAACGAUCCGAAAAAUAAGGCACGCCUUACUGCCGCACGAACUUCCACCCUAGAAGUCGCUAUUCGUGCUUCCGCCAAGCACUUUCUCGCCCAUCCCUUAGUCGUCCAACAAUUAGAAGCCAUCUGGAACGGUGCCAUCAGCUUUUACUCGUCUCAAGACAGCUUACACCGCGAACCGCCACCCUCUCCGGUCCAGGGGUUGCCAGAUGCGCGGACGCCGCUUUUGGGUGGGCAGAACCAGAAGGAAGGGCAGCAGAACCAAUCUGUGCUAGGCAGACGGAGCGUUAUUCUUUACGAUCCUCGUCAGGCGUCUCUGUUCAAGCUUUCCCGCCUGCGGGUUCCCCGCUACAGAUUCUUCCUUUCGACACUAUCGCUACUUGUGCUCAUCGGCUUAUUUCUCGCUGUCCUUUCCCAGCGUUCAGCCCGCAUCAGCUCGUUGGAGCUGAUCUUUUGGUUUUGGAGUGCCGGGUUCAUGCUGGAUGAGCUUGUUGGGUUCAACGAGCAGGGUUUCUCACUUUACAUCAUGAGCUUCUGGAACGUCUUCGACCUGGGAAUCCUGGUUCUGUUGAUCGUCUACUAUUUCAUGCGUGUAUACGGAGUGUUCCUCGUGGAUCCCAAGCAUUGGAAUGAUUCCGCGUACGAUGUCCUCGCGGCGAAUGCCAUUCUGCUGCUGCCCCGUAUCUUCAGUGUACUGGACCACUACCCAUAUUUUUCCCAGCUGCUCAUUGCAUUCCGUUUGAUGGCAGUCGACCUUGCCGCUGUUGCGAUUCUCAUUCUCAUCGCAUGUAGCGGCUUUUUCGUCUUCUUCACCCUCGCAGAUAGCAACAACGAUGCGGCGGAUAUAGCCUUCAAGAUCUUCCAGAUAUUGAUGGGCUUCACUCCCGCCGCCUGGGACGUUUGGCCCGUGUAUAAUUGGCUUGAGAGAGGGCUCAUGGCUUUCUUCCUGAUUCUCUGCCACUUCGUUGUCGUCACCAUUCUGAUUACCGUUUUGACCAACUCUUUUAUGAAGAUCGCUUCCAAUGCCAGAGAAGAACAUCAAUUUCUCUUCGCCAUUAACACGAUCUCCAUGGUCAAGAACGAUGCCUUGUUCUCCUACGUUGCGCCAGGAAACAUAUUCGCGUGGUUGCUCAUGCCUCUGCGGUAUUGCAUGCCGCUGAAGCAUUUUGUCCGGCUGAACAGGACCAUCAUCAAGGUCACGCAUUUUCCUCUCCUCUUUUCAAUUUAUCUUUAUGAGAAGUAUUGGCUGGCGCCAUCAAUGUUCGAGCCAACGGAUCUCGUCGAAAACCACCACCAUGGGCGUGAUAGAACCAUUUCGUUCGCUGAUCCCUCGGCUCGCUCUGCGUUAUUCAGUCCCAACGUGCGGGUUCGCGAGGAAUCUGUUACCGGCUACCAGAAAGACCACGCUUUGGAGGAAGUGUUUCGGCGUGGUCCUGGCAUCACCACGUUGCGGAAUCAAAGACGGCAUGAACGAAGGAAAACGCAAAAUGCCAUCCGUAACUGGAUGGAUCAGGCCGAUGAUGCCGACGCUUCUCCCCAGGUCCCUCAGUGGCCGACGAUGGAAGGCGGCCAAAGCAUACGACCUGACUGGCAUCGUCGAUUGAGUCUCUCGAGGGAGCUUCGAUCCCAGCGGUCUCGUCAAAUAUCAGACAUCAGAUCGGCUGCAAGCGAUCCCGCAGAUUUUACGUCACAGCCUGCCAUCGGUUCUUUCUUCCGAGGGAUAGCCGCGGCAACGAAGGCCAAGGAAGAAGAGAACCAGCAGACGGACGCUGACGGUGAUGAUGAGCUUGUCACAAAUGAUGAGGAAGAAGAGGAGGACAUCGCAACAAACGCAGGCGAGAGUCGUCGGGGUCCGGUGAUUCACCAGACUCAGAUUGACGACUACUUCACUACAACGCCGAUGUCGAAGCGUUUCAGCGCUGCUCCGCCUACAUCGUCAUCACUUGGUUCGAGCGGCCGGCCAUCCAUCGCCGCUACCCCUCGCUCAGCACGCCGCAUACCUCACAGUCGAACAAUGUCGACGAACACAAUCCUAUACGCCCCUCAGGAGUUGCGCCGACCGCCUAGCUCGUCUUCUCAUUCGUCACCGGAGCCACCGCCCACUCGCGCGCGCGUGCAGACUAGUCGAGCUGCGGUGGUCGAGCCGGCAGCGACUAGCGGCCAUCGCUCGCCGCGCCGGCAGACAUACGUGACAACCAACACACGGCCCAGGCCUAUACUGCCACCUAGGGACGCAACUCAGACUGCGCCCAACCGAGCAGCGCUCACGGGCAUCGACCAGCGGCUCCGUCCGAACCAGAUGAGACGACUAUCCUCGGUUGACAUGAGCAUUUUGUCGGACAACAUAGCACCUGACGACCCGACGGGAGGCAUGCCGUCGAGCUUCCAAACUCAAAUGGCGAUGGCGUUGAUGAAGGACGCGCGACUCAACGGAGCGGGACGCGGUCAAGAUUCCGGUGAUAGCAACCGUAUGAGCAAGCUCGUGUUGGCACGGAUGAAGACAUUGGAAGAGAGCUUCGCCGACGUUGCCAGGGAGUUGCGCGGGCUUAAGACGAAUUCGAACUCGACUGCCCCGACUACACGCCGCAACUCAUCAGGUGAAGAACUUCAGAAGUUUUCUGGGUUGGCAAGUCCUGCUGGUGCGAGAAAGGAAGAAGGUGCUGAGAGACCCAAGAUGGUCAGGAGAACCACUGGCAAGCGCCCUCCUAGUCGGAAGAGCAUGCUGGAGCCAAAGGUGGGUUUGCUGAGCGCAAAAGCGAAGGGCAAGGAAGUCGCACACUCGUCUGGCGAUGAUUCCGAUAGCGAGAGCAUGGCGCCAGGGAAGAGGAGCUCAAUGUAA
Messenger RNA from Colletotrichum siamense, 3501 nucleotides. RefSeq names its product Calcium channel YVC1. The record is from RefSeq and is a predicted model, not a curated record. Gene Ontology annotation, cellular component: membrane. The transcript is spliced from 5 exons. NCBI's taxonomy places the organism in Eukaryota, Fungi, Ascomycota, Sordariomycetes, Glomerellales, Glomerellaceae. Bases 1 to 3501 code for a protein of 1166 amino acids. Gene Ontology annotation, biological process: monoatomic ion transport; transmembrane transport. Gene Ontology annotation, molecular function: monoatomic ion channel activity.